AUGGGGCACUCACUGACCACCCCUUUGAGCCUCACUCUAGAUCAUCGGCAAGAUGUUCAAGAUCGGGCAAACAACCUGUCCGUGACAAUCAAGAAAAAGAAAUGGAAAACACUCUGCACCUCAGAAUGGCCAGCCUUCAACACUGGCUGGCAGGCAGAAGGGACCUUUAACAUUAAUCUUAUCUUACAGGUGAAAUCCCGAAUCUUUACCCACGGUCCUCAUGGACACCCCAACCAGGUACCCUAUAUUGUCACCUGGGAAGAUCUAACCUCCAAUCCACCCCCUUGGGUGGUUCCUUUUUCUCCACCCAAACCCCUUGAACCUUCUGCUCCCCUCAUCCCCACCUUAAUUAAAUCAGGGGCAACGCCAAAGAAGGUUCUGCCGCCAGAAGACUCAACUCUGAUUGACCUGCUGACUGACGAGCCUCCUCCUUACCAGCCCCAACCCUUACAAGCCCCUGAACCUGAUCAACAAUCCUCAGAGGAGGAAAACAACCAGGAGGGCCCAACUGCCAGUGCUCCCCCGGAUCCAUCUCCCAUGGUGGGACGACUCCGGGGACGUCGAGACCACACUGCCUCGGGGGACACCUCUAAAGUCCUCCCCCUACGACAAACAGGGGGCCCCAAUGGCCAAUAUCAGUACUGGCCUUUCUCUGCCUCUGACCUCUAUAACUGGAAAACCCAUAACCCUUCCUUUACUAAGGACCCUAUAGCUCUAACUUCUUUGAUUGAGUCUAUUCUAGUAACUCACCAGCCAACAUGGGAUGAUUGCCAGCAGCUCUUACAGAUACUCCUCACUUCAGAGGAGAAACAAAAGGUUCUCUUGGAAGCUCGCAAAAAUGUGCCAGGGGACGACGGGCACCCCACCCAACUCCCAAAUUUGAUUAACAAAGCUUUUCCUUUAACCCGGCCAAACUGGGACUAUGCGACUGAAGCAGGUAGGAACCACCUACGUCUCUAUCGCCAGUUACUCAUAGCGGGUUUCCAUGGAGCAGGGCGACGGCCCACCAAUUUGGCUCAGGUAAGACAGACUAUCCAGGGGUCAGAGGAAACUCCAACAGCCUUCUUAGAGAGAUUAAAAGAGGCUUAUCGGAGGUUUACUCCCUUUGAUCCUGAUAGUGAGGACCAGAAAGGAAACAUUUCUAUGGCUUUUAUUUGGCAGUCCGCCCCAGACAUCAGAACUAAAUUGCAAAGAUUAGAUAACCUACAGGAUUUUUCUCUAGCAGAUUUACUGAAGGAAGCUGAGAAGAUAUUUAACAAAAGAGAAACUCCAGAAGAACGAGAAGAUAGGAUUAUAAAGAUGCAAGAAGAACGAGACCUUAAGCUUAGGGAAGAAUCAGAUAAGAGAGAGAGAGAGAAAGACCGGAGGUGUAACAGGGAACUGAAAAAAAUAUUGGCCACUGUAGUUCAGGCAGGACAGCAGGGAGACAAGAUAAACAGGGACAGGGAACGGAGCAAACCCCGUGUAGACCGAGACCAAUGUGCCUACUGCAAGGAAAAAGGACACUGGGUAAAAGACUGCCCAAGGAGACCCCCCAACCCCAGAAGAGGUACAAAUCGGACCCCCCAACUGCUAGCCUUAGACAAAGACUAGGGGAGUCAGGGCCAGGAGCUCCCCCCUGAGCCCCGGGUAACUCUGCAAGUAGGGGGGCAACCUGUGACCUUCCUAGUGGAUACAGGAGCCCAACACUCGGUGCUAACGCAAGCACCAGGGCCCAUGAGCCACAAAACGACAUGGGUUCAAGGUGCCACCGGGAGCAAACCAUACCGAUGGACCACCAAAAGAGAAGUACACCUUGCCACAGGUAAGGUUUCCCAUUCGUUUCUACAUGUGCCUGAUUGUCCGUAUCCACUACUAGGAAGAGACUUAUUGACCAAGUUGAGAGCCCAAAUUUAUUUUAAAGAUGGGAGUGCCUCCAUCACAGGGCCAAACCAGACCCCCUUACAUAUAUUGACUUUCAAAUUGGAAGACGAAUAUAAACUGUUUGACAAACCUUCUGUACCUAUGAAAGAUAUGAACUAUUGGCUUAGUUCUUACCCGGAGGCCUGGGCUGAAACUGGAGGAAUGGGAAUGGCUAAACAACAAUCUCCAAUAGUCGUUCACCUAAAAGCCACUGCUACUCCCAUCAGUAUUAAACAAUAUCCUAUGUCAAGGGAGACCUAUCAGGGCAUCAAACCACAUAUCAAACGCCUCCUAGACCAAGGCAUUCUAACAUCUUGCCGGUCGCCCUGGAACACUCCAUUGCUGCCCAUCAAAAAGCCGGGAACUAAUGAUUACUGACCGGUCCAAGACUUAAGGGAGGUUAACAAGAGGGUAGAAGAUAUUCACCCCACAGUGCCAAAUCCUUACAAUCUCCUCAGCACCUUGCCUCCUAGCCAUACUUGGUAUACUGUUCUGGAUCUAAAAGAUGCCUUCUUCUGCCUAAGACUGUCUCCCCAAAGUCAGGCUCUUUUUGCAUUCGAAUGGAAGGAUCCAGAGGAAGGAGUCUCUGGACAACUGACCUGGACGAGACUGCCACAAGGAUUUAAAAACAGCCCAACACUCUUCGAUGAGGCCUUGCAUCAGGAUUUGGCCGAUUUUCGUGUAAGACACCCUUCCUUAAUCCUGCUUCAAUAUGUAGAUGACAUCUUGCUGGCUGCAGCCUCCAAGGAAGAUUGCCUAACAGGUACGGAGGAAUUAUUGCAAACUUUGGGACUAUUAGGGUACCGGGCGUCAGCAAAAAAGGCCCAAAUCUGUCAGACAAAAGUUACCUAUCUUGGCUAUGAACUCCAUGAUGGUCAACGCUGGUUGACAGCUGCCAGAAAAGAGACUAUCUCGAGUAUACCAGCCCCCCAGAGCCCCAAGCAGCUGCAGGAAUUUCUAGGGACCGCCGGUUUCUGUAGACUCUGGAUUCCUGGGUUUGCUGAGAUAGCAGCCCCCUUGUAUCUACUGACUAAACAAGGUAACUCCUUUACCUGGACUAAGGAGCAUCAGUUGGCAUUUGAUCACCUUAAAUUGGCUCUUCUGUCUGCCCCCGCCUUGGGCCUACCGGACAUUACCAAGCCUUUUGAUCUAUUUGUAGAUGAAAAACAGGGUUAUGCAAAAGGGGUUUUAACCCAAAAGCUGGGGCCCUGGAGGCGACCGAUAGCCUACCUGUCAAAGAAAUUAGAUCCAGUGGCAGCAGGAUGGCCACCAUGCCUCCGGAUGAUAGCGGCUGUGGCCCUUCUGAUUAAGGAUGCCACUAAACUGACUUUGGGACAGCCAUUAACCCUAUUAACCCCUCAUGCCAUUGAGACCAUAAUUCGCCAGCCACCCGAUCGCUGGAUGUCAAACGCCCGACUCACCCAUUACCAGUCUCUGUUGUUGGACACUGACCGAAUUCAGUUUGGCCCCAUGGUGACCCUGAAUCCAGCAACCCUCCUGCCGCUCCCAGGAGAAGCCGAUCCUCACAACUGCCAGCAGAUUCUUGCAGAGACACAGGGGACCCAGCCAGACCUCACAGACCAACCAAUGAAAGAUGCGGAGCUAGUUUGGUACACGGAUGGAAGCAGUUAUCUGCUCAAUGGAGAACGACGAGCGGGAGCAGCCAUCACCACCGAAUCUGAGGUAAUAUGGGCGAGUGCACUUCCGGGCGGGACAUCAGCUCAGCGGGCAGAACUGAUAGCUCUGACUCAAGCCUUGAAGUUGGCAGAGGGGAAGAAACUAAACAUAUACACAGACAGCAGAUAUGCCUUUGCCACGGCUCAUAUACAUGGAGAAAUUUACAGGCGACGGGGAUUACUGACCUCAGAGGGGAAAGAAAUCAAAAAUAAGACUGAAAUAUUAGCUUUGCUUAAAGCUUUAUUUUUACCUAAAAAGUUAAGUAUCAUGCAUUGUCCCGGCCAUCAGAAAGGGGAUACUCCAGAGGCCAGAGGAAACAGAUUAGCAGAUGAGACCGCUAAAAAGGCCGCCCUAGGGCCACUACUUCUGAUAAUGACUCUAUUGCCCCAACGAGCAGACCCACAACAUGAUGACCAUGAGGAACAAUGGGUCUAUGAGGACCAAGAUUUAAGUGUCAUACAGAAACUGGGGGCCACUUACAACCCAGAAGAAAAUACCUGGAAAUACCAGGGAAAGACGAUCAUGCCCCUCAAAAAUGCAAAACAACUGGUGAAGUCCCUACACAGACUGACACAUCUUGGGGCUAAAGAGAUGAAAGAACUCUUAGAACGUGGAGAGGGUACUCUACAUCUUCCAAAUAGGGAUCGACUCCUCCAGCGGGUUGCAGAAAAUUGUCAGGCCUGUGCCCAGGUAAAUGCUGGUAAAGUCAAACUUGGAACAGGAGUCCGGGUUCGAGGACAUAAACCCGGGACACAUUGGGAAAUAGAUUUCACUGAAGUCAAACCUGGUAUGUAUGGAUAUAAAUAUCUUCUAGUCUUCGUUGAUACUUUUUCCGGAUGGGUCGAAGCGUUCCCCACCCGACAUGAAACUGCCAAAACCGUUGCUAAGAAGCUAUUGGAAGAAAUCUUUCCAAGGUAUGGGGUACCCGGGACAAUUGGGUCGGAUAAUGGGCCUGCCUUCAUCUCCCAGGUAAGUCAGAUGGUGGCCAAUACAUUGGGGAUUAAUUGGAAAUUACACUGUGCUUAUAGACCCCAAAGUUCAGGACAGGUAGAAAGGAUGAAUACAACCAUUAAGGAGACUUUAACUAAAUUAACGCUUGAAACUGGCACUAGAGACUGGGUACAACUCCUACCUUUAGCCUUGUAUCGGGCCCGAAACACCCCAGGCCCACAGGGACUAACUCCAUUUGAAAUCCUGUACGGUGCCCCACCACCCGCUGUUAACUUUUAUGAAACUGAAACUUAUGCCUCCCUCACCCCAUCUAUGCAGACUCAUUUACGUGCCUUGCAAUUGGUCCAGAACGAGGUCUGGAAGCCUCUAGCCGCAGCAUACAAAGAGGAACUUAAAACCCCCUAGCUACCACAUCCCUUCAAGGUCGGAGAUACCGUCUGGGUAUGCAGACACCAGAGCAAGAACCUCGAACCGCGGUGGAAAGGACCCUACACCAUUCUGCUGACCACUCCUACUGCAAUCAAAGUGGACGGCAUUGCUGCUUGGAUCCAUGCGUCCCACGUGAAGACUGCACAUCCACGGGAGUCCGCAGAUAACUCUCCGGAUCCAGAAUGGAAGCUACAACGCACCCAAAAUCCGCUAAAGAUAAGACUCACUCGCUGUUGAUUUUUCUUGCUUUGUGCUUUAUCUUCCCCAUAUCAGCCGCCUAUAACCCCAACCAGCCUGUGAGCCAGACAUGGCAAGUAAUAUCGGGGACAGGAGAUAUAGUUUGGGAAAAAACUUCCACAAAAUACCCCCUUUGGGCUUGGUGGCCUACCCUAGACCCUGAUCUUUGUCACCUGCUGGCUGGAGCAGACGACUUUGAUAUCCCGGCUACUGGCCCGGCUAAACCAGGUCCAGAAGUGUGCACCACCAGU
Molecule: messenger RNA, 5447 nt
Organism: Marmota monax (woodchuck)
Lineage: Eukaryota; Metazoa; Chordata; Mammalia; Rodentia; Sciuridae
Exons: 2
Biological process (GO): virion assembly; DNA integration; proteolysis
Molecular function (GO): aspartic-type endopeptidase activity; RNA-DNA hybrid ribonuclease activity; nucleic acid binding
Source: RefSeq, a predicted model, not a curated record